Messenger RNA from Linum tenue, 894 nucleotides. The record is from the annotation of a GenBank genome assembly. NCBI's taxonomy places the organism in Eukaryota, Viridiplantae, Streptophyta, Magnoliopsida, Malpighiales, Linaceae.
CUUCUGUCCAUUGAGCCCAGGCGAUCGGCCGGCCCGAUUCACUGGCCUUUUCUCUGAUGCCAUGAAAAAGAACGUCCACCGAAGCGCUAUAAACUUCCCGCGAUCGCUGAAUUUAAAAAGCCAAUUCGUUCACACCGUCGCUUUUGGUUCAUUCCAACCUCAAAUUUCGACAGUUCUCUGUCCAAGCUUGGGCUUCCCGGCGCUGAGAAGGAUUCGCUACUCACUGGUCAGUCUUCAUCGUGAUCUUCCGCCGGAGUAACUUCGUUUGAGAUUUGACGUUCGAGAAUCAGACAAAUGGAAAACGGAUCACCUGAAAACUUGCCUAAGCGCCUGAAGCUGGGGAUGGAGGAGAAGGACCGUGAAGUGAAUGAGAAGGAGGAGCAAUUAGAAGGAAGCCUAGUUGUUUCUGAUGAGAUGGAGGCUAAUAUCUCUCAGAUUCUGGAGAACAUAGAUCGCUUCACCCAAAUGGUUACUGAGCUGAUGGAAGCCGGGAAAGCUAUGUUCAAGGAGCUGAGCAAUGAUUUCGAAGAACGCUUGCUUAUGGUCCACAAGGAAAAAAUUGAAAAGUGGAAAGAGGAGAUAAGAGAACUGCGGUUGCUUGAUGGCGCCAAUGAGGAGAUCAAUGCUGUUCUGCUCAAUGCUACAUAUUUGUUUCACAAUCCUAACUUGGACUCUUGAAGUUUUUGCUAUCUGGGACUGACAAAAGCUCUUGUUGUGGUGCUACAUCAAGUUGGAGUUGCAUCUCGCUUCUACUAUGCAAACGUGCUCUUGGGAUGGACCAACAUGUUGCUGGUAGUCUUGAUGCUGGAUUAAAUACAUAACAAUGGACCAAUUUAUGUCAUUUGUAGUUGUGUUAGAGAACAUAAGGCACGAUUCUACCAAAAAUGUUCGGCU